AUGACUAUAAGCAUGGACUGUGACAUUGUUAAGCCAGAAAAUGACACUACGUUGCAAGUGAAACGUAAAAUGGAAGAACAGAAUGAUGGAUUGGACCCAAAAAAAAGUCAACUUGCAAGAACACAAAAUGGUGCAGCUGGGAAGAGAGUAAUAGUUCCAGCUUGUGCUCCCAAUCUACACUAUACUCCAUUGAAAACAGCCCUAUGCUAUGAUGUUCGAAUGCGCUAUCAUGCGAAGAUCUUCACUUCGUACUUUGAGUAUAUUGACCCGCACCCAGAGGAUCCCAGAAGAAUAUACAGAGUAUACAAGAUUUUAGCGGAGAAUGGGCUUAUUAAUGAUCCUACCUUGAGUGGUAUUGAUGAAAUUGGUGACUUGAUGCUUAAGAUUCCGGUUAGAGAGGCGACAGAUGAAGAGAUUUUGGAAGUUCACUCUAAGGAGAAUCUGGAGUUCGUUGAAAGGAGCUCAAGGAUGAAACGUGAAGAGUUAUUGAAGGAAACAGAGAAGGGAGAUUCAGUUUAUUUUAAUAAUGACUCUUAUGUUAGUGCUAAACUGUCAUGCGGAGGAGUUAUUGACGCUUGCAAAGCCGUAGUCGAGGGCCGUGUGAAAAAUGCACUAGCAGUCGUCAGACCUCCUGGUCAUCACGCAGAACCUGAGGCUCCUGGUGGAUUUUGUCUUUUCAGUAAUGUUGCCGUAGCUGCACAAAACAUAUUAAAACAAUAUCCGGAGAGCGUAAGAAGAAUACUGAUACUGGAUUGGGAUAUCCAUCAUGGUAACGGAACGCAGAAAGCAUUUUACAACGAUCCACGGGUGUUAUACAUCUCCUUGCAUAGAUUUGAGAUGGGUAAAUACUAUCCUGGCACCAUCAAUGGCCGAUACGACCAAACUGGUGAGGGCAAAGGUGAAGGUUUUAAUUGUAAUAUUACAUGGCCCGUUGGUGGUGUAGGAGAUGCUGAAUAUAUGCUGGCAUUUGAGCAAAUCGUCAUGCCCAUGGCCAGGGAAUUUCAACCUGAUCUGGUCAUAAUAUCGUCAGGCUUUGACGCUGCCGAUGGUGAUACCAUUGGACAAUGCCAUGUAACGCCGAGCUGUUACGGCCAAAUGACACAUAUGCUCAAGUCUUUGGCAAGAGGUAAUCUAUGCGUCGCUCUUGAAGGCGGUUAUAACUUGGAUGCAAUUGCUAUCAGUGCUCUAAGCGUCGCCAAGGUUCUAAUAGGAGAGCCGCCGGAUGAAUUACCAGAUCCUACUAAGGAUCCCAAACUAGAAGCUAUUGAAAUGAUAGACACAGUCAUUCACACACAAUCUAAGUACUGGAAGUGCUUCCAGCGGAAAUUUGGGAACGCCGGAUGCAACUUCUCGGAGCCAGUAACUGAAACUGUUAUUUCUAAGAGCUUUCCAUUACAGACAGCUAUCCGUCAGGAACAAUUCCGCCAGCUUUCCAAAGAGUAUGGCUUUGUAACGCUUCCCAUCUCAAAGCUAGAAAUACCCGAUGACAGUGUACUAUGCUCUCCCGAAGUAUUCCAGCAAAGUACUAUUGUUAUAAUAGUACAUGAUACCCCAGAGAUUUGGGCAAAGCGAGAUGUGAUUACCGGAGUUAUCGACCCUUCAACCUCAAUAAUAGUAGAUUCGCCUCUAGACUUCACGAAAUGGUGCAUGAACCGGAAGUACGGUGUUAUUGAUGUGAAUAUUCCACAAUCUCUUUUUGAGCAAGAUAACUAUUCCGCUAUGAUUACUUCUCAAGAAGUCUUGUUAUACAUUUGGGAUAACUACAUCAAAUACUUCCCAUCACUAGCAAAAGUCGCCUUUGUUGGGUUUGGAGAUGCAUAUGCUGGUAUAGUACAUCUUUUGGGUCACAGAGAUACAAGGGCGACUGUUAAAGCAGUCGUAAGUUUCAUUGGAAGAAAACAGCUAAAGCCACUUGUUCCGCUGGUCGACGAGUCCCUCAGUGAUUGGUACUUUAAAAACUCACUUAUCUUCACUGAUAAAAACCAUCCUUGCUGGGCAGAUAAUGAAAGCAAGAAACCAAGGAAGAAGUUUGGUAGAGUAUUAAGAUGUGACACAGAUGGUCUCAACAGCAAUAUGGAGGAAAGAUUUGAAGAAGCCACUGAUUUCAUUCUCGAUUUAUUUGAAGAAUGGAGUGACAGUGAAUAA
This is a messenger RNA of Torulaspora delbrueckii, 2145 nucleotides long. RefSeq names its product histone deacetylase HDA1 (gene HDA1). The transcript has a single exon. Gene Ontology annotation, molecular function: histone deacetylase activity. Gene Ontology annotation, biological process: chromatin organization. Lineage: Eukaryota; Fungi; Ascomycota; Saccharomycetes; Saccharomycetales; Saccharomycetaceae. The record is from RefSeq and is a predicted model, not a curated record. Gene Ontology annotation, cellular component: histone deacetylase complex. Bases 1 to 2145 code for a protein of 714 amino acids.